GAAGCCGGGCUGGGGGACACGGUGGGAACCGGAGGUGGCAGAGCUCCUGGAAGCCGCGGACACAGGGACUCAGUCCCAGCGCCGUGCUGCGGGUCCCUGUCCCAUCCCGGGCCUGGGGGUGCCCAGUUUGGGGCGCCCCUCGGGGGACCGGGGCUCCCUGCCCCGGCAUGUCCUUGCUGGGGGCUCCUCUCGGUUUCCUCCCCCAGCAAUGAGGCUGCAGCUUCCUCGCUGCCUCCUCUUCCCCGUGCCCACCGUGGGGUAGCGGGAAUGGGGUGGACACAGUGGGGACAGGGACUGGGACCCCGUGCCGUGCUGUGCUGUGCCGUGCCAGGCUGCGGCUGCCUACGUGCCAGCAGGCUGGACAUGCAACCUGCGCUGGGCUGGUGCCCAAAGCCAGAGGGAAGUGGGACGGGAGAAAUGGAAAGAGGAACGUGGUGACACGGAGGGACAAGGCAAGGGGACAGCCCUGUGCCCCAGUAUCACCUCUGCCAUCCGGUCUGGGCCCGCAUUUGGUGUUCCUGGGAAGCCGUCAGGGAUUGGAGGAAGGAAUCAGGACAGCCCCAGAGAAUUCUCGUGUUGGGAGGGAUCAUGUGGGGCACAGAGGGGCUGAGCCCCUCCUCAGCUGCCGCCAGCCUCCAGGCGAGACGGGGACGUGUGGCUGCCUGGUCCCAUCUGCAUCUCCCUGGCAAUGUUGGGGUCCCUGGAUGCCACGGUGCAGGAUGGGCACCACGGCCGUGCUGCUGGCCCUGCUCCCCACGGCCACCGCACAGCCCACGCCACCCCCGGGCUGCGGACACGACCUCUCCUCCCUCUACUACAACCUCUGUGACCUCUCGGCGGGCUGGGGCAUCGGGGUGGAAGCAGUGGCCAGCCUCGGUGUGGUGACCACCUUCGUGCUCACCAUCGUCCUGGUGGCCAGCCUGCCCUUCGUGCAGGACCACCAGAAGAAGAGCCUGGUGGCCACGCAGGUCUUCUUCCUCGUGGGCACCUUCGGGCUCUUCUGCCUGACCUUCGACUUCAUCGUGGGGCCGGAUUUCUCCACCUGCACCUCGCGCCGCUUCCUCUUCGGCGUCCUCUUCGGCAUCUGCUUCUCCUGCCUGCUGGCGCACGCCGUGGCCCUCAACUUCCUGGCGCGGCGCAACCGGGCGCCGCGGGGCUGGGUGACGCUGGCGGUGGCCCUGUCCCUCGCCUCGGUCGAGGCCAUCAUCAACACCGAGUGGCUCAUCAUCACGGUGGCUCGGGGAGAGGGCGGCGCCGCAGACCCCUGCCAGCUGGCGGAUUCUGACUUUGUCAUGGCGCUCAUCUACGUCAUGGCCCUGCUGGUGGCCGCCUUCGGCACGGCCUGGCCGACCCUCUGCGGCCGCUACGGCCGCUGGCGCAAGCACGGCGCCUUCAUCCUGGCCACCACCGGGCUGUCCGUGGCCAUCUGGCUGGCGUGGACCAUCAUGUACUUGUACGGGAACCAGCGCGCCGGCCACAAGCCCGGCUGGGAUGACCCCACGCUGGCCAUCGCGCUGGUCUGUAACGCCGCCGCCUUCCUGCUGCUCUACGUCAUCCCCGAGGUGACGCACGUGACACGGCGCAGCCCCGAGCAGGCCUUCGAGGACGAUGGCUACCCCACACGUGGGGUGGGCUACGAGACCAUCCUCAAGGAGCAGAAGUCGCAGAGCAUGUUCGUGGAGAACAAGGCGUUCUCCAUGGAUGAGCCGUCCUUUGCAGCCAAGAAGCCGGUGUCUCCAUACAGUGGCUACAACGGGCAGCUGCUGACCAGUGUCUACCAGCCCACCGAGAUGGCUCUGAUGCAUAAAGGGACGACCGAAGGUCCCUACGACGUGAUCCUGCCCCGUGCCUCCACCAGCCCCAUGCCCGGCAGCGCCAGCUCCACGCUCCGGGCCGAGGACGCCUUCGCGGCGCAGGCCCGGCACUGCAGCAUCCCGAGGGACUCCCGCAGCUGCCAGGUGCAGUCCCCGUACAGCAGGAACCGGUGGUGAAGCCCCCGUGACGCAGCUCCCGCAGCGCCGGCACAGCCGCGGCCCCUCCGUCCCGCUCCCCAGGGCUCGCCGAGCCUCCUCCCACCCUGACCAUGAAUCCCACCCUGGCUGGCAGCCGGAGCUGGUUCCUGCCCGUGGCAUUCCUGGACACAGCCCCAUCCCACCUGGCCAUGGACCCCCACAUCCCUGCCUCAAGGACUGGCUCCUGUGGGGACACCCCCUGUUGUCGCCUCGCUGCCUUUGUGAUGCACAGACACCCCAACUUCCCCGGGCCGUGGACCCUGCAAAGCUGGGGAGCCCCUGGGACCCUCAGCACCGAGCCCCCGCCCCACACUGACCCCCUGCAGCCCUGGGGACCCCGAGCUGAGCUGGCCCCAGGCCACUGCAGGGCACAAGGGGACACGAAGCUGUCCCCAUCUCUGCCUCCUUCUGUUCCUGUUUCCCUAUUUCUGGGCAGGGGGUCUGCUUGGGGUCCAGGGGAUCAGUGCCUUGCUGGGGCUGGGGACCAGCCCCCCACAGCCCUGGCAACCUUCUCGGUGCCUUCCCCCUCUCGGGGCUCGGGGACCCCUGCAGGGAGUGGGGAGGGAGCUGGGCCCCUCGCCCUCCUUGUGGCUUUCU
Messenger RNA from Ficedula albicollis (Collared flycatcher), 2609 nucleotides. RefSeq names its product G protein-coupled receptor class C group 5 member C (gene GPRC5C). The coding region runs from base 705 to 1991 and encodes 428 amino acids. NCBI's taxonomy places the organism in Eukaryota, Metazoa, Chordata, Aves, Passeriformes, Muscicapidae. Gene Ontology annotation, cellular component: extracellular exosome; intracellular membrane-bounded organelle; plasma membrane. Gene Ontology annotation, molecular function: protein kinase activator activity; G protein-coupled receptor activity. Gene Ontology annotation, biological process: G protein-coupled receptor signaling pathway. The record is from RefSeq and is a predicted model, not a curated record. The transcript is spliced from 5 exons.